Messenger RNA from Strongylus vulgaris, 996 nucleotides. NCBI's taxonomy places the organism in Eukaryota, Metazoa, Nematoda, Chromadorea, Rhabditida, Strongylidae. The record is from the annotation of a GenBank genome assembly.
AUGGACAAAAUAUUUCGUUUUGACGAGCAGGAAUUUGUGAGCAAGCCUGUUGUGUUGAGGAAAUUUUUCGAAGAUGCUCUGCGCGAGCGUGAUUCCAUGCAGUUCUUUGGAGCAUACAUGGGAGAGAAGAAUGCUUGGCGGAGCAAAUUUAUUCCUUGGUUGCGGAGUAUGAAUCUUGUUGAUGAUUCAGCAUUGAUUGAUAUUCGGUUACUAGUUCAUAAGGUAGCGAGAUCAUGUCGUCAUCCAACCAAGCAGUACUGCUAUGAUAAGGACGGUGGUCGUUCGUAUUCGCAACUCGAUAAAAGAACACGCUUUCGUAGCGUUAAUAUACUGCAAGAGUUGAACGCGAAGCGUAAGAAUCCGCAGUAUAAAUCUAUCUCUUUACGCUCUAUGUUAUAUGACAAAUAUGAUCCAUACGUGUUUGUUCAACGUGCCCAUCAGUAUUCCUUGACUGCUCUUUCAACUCACCAGCUGUCGUUCUACAAUCCUUAUGAAGACAUGUGUUGUCAGCCAAGUAAUGACAUAAACUCUUUUCGCAAAGCUGAAGAUGUUCCAAAUCAAAGCAAUGGAUUCUAUGUCGGAUCAUCUAUCUCGAACGCUAAUAGUGUAGAAAACCUGCAACCUGGUUGGAGCCUUUGCAACGAGAUCGAUGAUUUCUUUUCCUAUACGACCGUUCCAUGCCAAAAUUCUUUCACUGUCUUGGGGAAUACGUGUGAACCACAAAAUAAUCCUUCGACUAUCAUUGCACCAAUGGCUCAACAUGUUUCGCCGCUUCCGAGAAAUGGAAUUGAAGGGCAGGAAUUUGCAGCUGUUCAAGAUUAUAGUUUUAAAUCUGAAAAAGUUGACUUGAAAGUGGAGGACUGCUUUGCUGUGGAAGGAGCAAGUUUUGCAGCCUCUGCACCUCCGUUCGUUAGAAAAGUGGAGAAUGAAGUCGUAAUUAUAAAGCAAGAGGAACCGGAGGCGUGUAAGUUUUUUUUGUCUUAUGGCAAUAUUUAG